This is a messenger RNA of Dioscorea cayenensis subsp. rotundata (Guinea yam), 672 nucleotides long. RefSeq names its product transcription factor SPT20 homolog. Lineage: Eukaryota; Viridiplantae; Streptophyta; Magnoliopsida; Dioscoreales; Dioscoreaceae. The coding region runs from base 79 to 672 and encodes 197 amino acids. The transcript has 6 exons. The record is from RefSeq and is a predicted model, not a curated record.
CAACAACAACAACAACAAAAAAAGAGGAGAAAAUUAUUGAUUGAAGACGAUGAUGUUGAAGACAAUGAUCACAAGUCUAUGAACCAAAAUGAGCAGAAGAUUGAAACUCAAAUGCAAGAGGACUCUAUUUGUCCAUGUACUAGUUCAGUCACUGAGAACAAUUCAGAGAAAUGCUCAAAACCUCAGAAAUCACAAUCAUUUGAAGUCACUAGCUCUAAUACAACAAAGCAGGAUCAGAAUCAACAAAAGGAUCGCUUGGCUUCUCUUGAUGAUGCGUCUCUCCAAGCAAAGGUGGAGAAUUCAGAGAGGAAGUUCAUUGAGAGACAACAACAACAACAACAAGAAAAAAAGAGGAGAAAAUUAUUGAUUGAAGACGAUGAUGUUGAAGACAAUGAUCACAAGUCUAUGAACCAAAAUGAGCAGAGGAUUGAAACUCAAAUGCAAGAGGACUCUAUUUGUCCAUGUACUAGUUCAGUCACUGAGAACAAUUCAGAGAAAUGCUCAAAACCUCAGAAAUCACAAUCAUGUGAAGUCACUAGCUCUAAUACAACAAAGCAGGAUCAGAAUCAACAAAAGGAUUGUUUGGCUUCUCUUGAUGAUGUAUCUCUCCAAGCAAAACUAGAGAGUUCCAAGAGGAAGUUCAUUGAAAGACAACAAGAACAAGUAUUCUAA